ACAGUGCCUUCCCCGCUGCCCUGUCGUGCCCCUCUAGGACUGUCUAGACGCUUGUCAAGGUGUUGCGAAGGGUUUAUACAAAAAAAUAGUGAGAAUUUCCCUGACUUUUCCCUGAUUUCCCUGACGCGAAAUUGCAAAUUUCCCUGACAUUUGAGCGCAUUAAAACAUUGAUUGGGUUGAACUCGAACGGCCGGUGUCUCGCGCUCUCCUCCGCAGUUGUCCAGAAAACAGGUCCAGUGUCGCAGCAAAUAUAUUUUUCCCUGACAUUCUGCUGCAUUUUGCGAAAUUCCCUGACAUUUCCCUGAUUUCCCUGACCCUAUUUUUUUCCCUGACUUUUCCCUGAUUUCAAGGUUUUCAAGGUUUGUAUAAACCCUUGCGAACCUCCCACCAACUCCGGAGCGACAACGGCCGAGCCAGUGCGAGCCGGCUUCUACUGCUGCCUCUUCUGCUGAUAGAGGUUUGUCUUGUCAGUCUGACAGGUGGUCCGAACGUCCGGACCGGAGAUGGCGACCAAUUGGGGAAUCGCAAGUGCAGGACUCAUCUCCCAUGAUUUCGCCACAGCUGUUGCGACCCUUCCAGCAAAUGAGCACAGGCUUGUAGCUGUCGCUGCUCGAGACCCCGCGCGCGCUAAGGACUUUGCAGCACGUCAUAACAUUCCUCAUGUGCACUCCUCGUAUGAAGAACUUGCCAAGAAUGCGGAUGUUGAGGUGGUUUAUGUUGGAACCAUCAAUACUUACCAUUAUGAAGUGUCCAAACUGAUGCUGGAACAUGGGAAACAUGUACUUUGUGAAAAACCCCUAUGCAUGAACCAGCGUGACACAGCAGCACUAUUGAAGCUUGCCAAAGAGAAGAAGCUUUUCUUCAUGGAAGCUAUUUGGAGCCGCUUCUUCCCAUCUUAUGAGUUUGUGCGGAAAGAACUGUCUGCCAAAGCUAUUGGAGAUGUCGUACAACUUAAUGUCAACUUUGGUGUUUAUCUUGAAGCAGCACGUGUCAAACAGAUGGAUCUAGGUGGCGGUACAAUCCUGGAUUUGGGAGUUUAUGUCCUGCAGCUGGCUGUGAUGGUCUUUGGUCCAACAAUGCCGCUCUCUUUGAAAGCAGUCGGACACUUGAAUUCUGAAGGUGUUGAUGACAGUGCUGCCAUUGUGCUGACAUACCCUGGGUCAAAAACUGCAGUUUUGACUACAUCCUCCCUUGCUAACAUGAAUAAAGAUGCUACCAUUUAUGGAACCAAAGGCUCCAUUCAGAUCAAAGAUCCAUUCUGGUGUCCUACUAUUGUGGUGUCUGGAGACAAGUCUUCAGAAUUUGUUCUGCCUCCAACUGCUCAGCCAUGUAAUUUCACUAACAGUGCUGGGCUGCGUUAUGAAGCUGCUGAGGUCCGCCGCUGUAUUCAGGAGGGAUUGUAUGAGAGCCCUAAGUUGACUCAUGAAGAGACCAUGAUUAUAUCAAAGAUGGAGGACAUGGUCCGAGCUCAGAUUGGUGUGAAAUAUCCCAGUGACCCUCAAUAGAGCUUCAAUUUAUUUCUUCCAUAAGCUUUUUGUUUUGUUUUCGUUAUUGAUAACGGUGGUGUUGCUGAAUUUGAUUUACUGUUUUAUAUCCAAUGAAUGGAGUUUGUUGUAUUGUUCUGUUUUAAAUGAGAAUUAUAUUUUUGUAUGACAAUGCAAA
Thrips palmi is the source of this 1662-nucleotide messenger RNA. RefSeq names its product trans-1,2-dihydrobenzene-1,2-diol dehydrogenase-like. The coding region runs from base 504 to 1505 and encodes 333 amino acids. NCBI's taxonomy places the organism in Eukaryota, Metazoa, Arthropoda, Insecta, Thysanoptera, Thripidae. The transcript is spliced from 7 exons. Gene Ontology annotation, molecular function: nucleotide binding. The record is from RefSeq and is a predicted model, not a curated record.